This is a messenger RNA of Scleropages formosus (Asian bonytongue), 1778 nucleotides long. RefSeq names its product E3 ubiquitin-protein ligase RNF182-like. The record is from RefSeq and is a predicted model, not a curated record. Lineage: Eukaryota; Metazoa; Chordata; Actinopteri; Osteoglossiformes; Osteoglossidae. Gene Ontology annotation, biological process: protein ubiquitination. Bases 963 to 1685 code for a protein of 240 amino acids. The transcript is spliced from 2 exons. Gene Ontology annotation, cellular component: cytoplasm. Gene Ontology annotation, molecular function: ubiquitin-protein transferase activity.
AGCAAGAUUAAAAUGUUGCUGGAUCUGAUCCAGUAUGAAGGCUUUGAAGCCAGGGUCUGGGUCAGGUUUGGCUUGGGUCAUGCGGUAUGCUGGUGGUGUAUUAGGGAUAGGACUGGCACCCCAGGAAUUUGACAUACACUGCCAGAACUGACAAGUCCUUUUCUCCUUCAUAGUGUCUGGAUGUCACACGCCUGUGAUAACAGUGAUGCAUUUUAAACUGCUUGAAUUGAAGCUGUAUGGUGUCAGUCAGCACCAACUGCUUGCUGCCCUGCUUAAAUUUGAUGUAAAUCAGUCAGGGAAGUCAACAGGAUGAAAGCUUAUGAUCAGUUGCAGGCAUCAGUGGUUUGUCAUGAAUGUUGGGUCUCAGGGGGUGAUCUGCUUCCUGGUGCCUCUGCACCCUCCUCAAGGUGCUCGUGCAGUUCUAGCAACUCCUGUCCUAGUAAUUCCAGGGUGCCAACCAUCUGUUCCUAUAGAAGAUUAAUAUUGCACAUUAGCUCUUGAUCCAUUCAGUUAAUGGUCGAAGUUUACUUCUGUCACCACUGUAAUAGACACCACACCUUAACUUCGCUGUCAGCAGUAGUGUUCCAGAGGAAGGGCCACUGACUACUCUGGAAACACUUAUUUCAUUGUACCAUGACGCAUCUCAACAACAAACUUGACUUGAUGUGGACACGCACUGCACACAGUGAUUGGAUGACAGCAUUCCAAGAAGGACUGAAGCUGUUCUGAAGGCAAAGGAUGGCCCUGCUGCUUCUUAGGGUGCAUGAAAGCUUCUACCACUAAAUAACACUGUUCUCCGUUGUGGACUAGGACUCUGCUGUGUACUUUGUGAUGUUCCCCUGGCAGACACAGCAUGUCCUUCCAGACCCAAAGAAUGUUGAUUCAACUUCAAUGGCACAGUAGCUGUUUUUUUCCAUUCCACCCACCAGAACUCUUCGAUCUCCUAUUAAGCCACUCCUGAGAUGAUGUUGGAAGAUGAAGCUAAUGAACUCUCCUUGGAGGCACUGGAGUGCAAAAUCUGUUUUUGCCUUUAUACUCUAGGAGGCCGACGGCCCAAGGUGCUGGACUGCUGUCACAGGCUUUGUGCCAAGUGCCUGACUAAAAUUAUGGAUUUGACUGACAUUCAGACAGAAGUUGUUAUUUGCCCCUUUUGUCGCUACCCUACCACCUUACCCCAGUCUGUGGGGAGCAUCCCAGAUGACUGCAACAUCAUGACAGCCCUGAGGUACAAUAGGAGGAAUCAUGGUGAGAGCACUGUUGCUGAUGAACUUCUCCUAAGUCCCAAGCACCUCAGCUCCUUUGUUAACUCCUCCUCAUCUUCUUGUCGUGAUUCCAGAUACGUGGUCAUGACCAUGACAGAAACAGCCCAAGAGCUAAGCAAUCUAUAUGACACAACCCCUAUUCCUUCCUCCUCUAGUCAUGACUAUUUAACCUCUAUCUGCUGGUUCUGGCCAACGUUGAACUGUGCUACAGUAAUCUGCCAGACCUCAGCCAGAGUACUGGUGUGGCUGUUUGGGCUUCUGUAUAUUAGUUCAUUGCCCUUGGGGGUCUACUUGCUCAUUGUGCAAAGAAAAAUGUUGGGAGUACUUUUGAUCAGCUUGGUGCCUUCCAGUAUGAUGAUGUUUAUGAUUUAUAGUCUGUGUCAGUGUCUUUGUCAGAAGUUCUGGGACUGCAUAUCAAUGUAGCAUCAUUGUUAGGCCUCAUUUGUUGGGUGUGUUUCAUGUAUUAUUAAAAGGUCAGAAUAACUGAAAACUUGACAAUUAUGGAACAGUGAAAAU